GAGCGUGUGAAGAGUGCAGAAUCUGAACCUUGCUCCUCUCCGUCCUCGACCACAACGAUACUUUCUGGCCUCCAAUUGACCAUCAAUGCCGACCUCUGUGCGGAAGAGUAGCAUAGGAACAUCCCGCCCGAUUCCACAGAAAUACAUUCCGUAUCAUGCGGACAACUAUGAGAGGGGAAAACGCACUGGAAUCUCAGUCGAUUAUGUUGAGACCUCGGACGAUUUUGAACCUUUCGACAAGGUUUUGAGUCAGGCAGAUAAGCGUACACCACCCAGGCCCAAGAUACAGAAGAAGAAACGAAGACCAAAGACUCCCAAAACGCCCAUUGUAGAAGAGGAAGAAUUUGAUGAAGAUGGAGAAAUGUCUAUGGAACUUGAGGACAGUACUCCAAGAGGUCCCUCGGCAUACUUCUCCGCCGCACGGGUGGCUAUUACCUCUAGUCUACAGAAAGCUGGAUCGUCCUCUCGACCCGUUCACCGGUCGUCCGAUAUGGACUAUGACAGUAUUCCGUCCCCACGCGCCGGCUCUUCCUCAGCGUUCUUGCGAAGGCAGUCUAUUGCCAAUGGAGGACGGUCAUCUCAUGCGUCCCGCCUUUCUCAGUCUACUGUGGCGCACGAGGACUUCGAUGAGCCAAUGGGCGCAUUCGAUGAUGUUCCCGGACCUCCUUCAUCGGAUGACAGUGAUAACGAACCUAUGAUAUCUCCGCCUCGCAAGAUUUCGAGACGUACCAGCUUCCAACAACUUGAUAGGGAUGAAGAUGACCAUGACAGAGAAGAAGAACAGCAAGUUGAUACGCAGAUUACUGGCCGAAGUCCUGCCUCUGCCAAAGCGCGCGGAAAGCAGCGUCAGCUGCAGUCCCCAGAACCACCCGAAAUCGACAUAGAGAACGAUUUCGAUAUAGAUAUGCCUAUGGACGACGAACCUCCUCCCGAAGAAGAACCCCAGGAAGAAGCGUCUAGGGGCAAGAAAUCUCGACGAAGGGAACCUAGCCCGGUGAGGGAGAAGCCAAAGAAGAAGGCACGUAAGGAAAACGAUGGCCAGACCGUAUCUAGAAAACGCAACGACGGUAUUCUCCAAGAAGUCAUACAAGAUUCUAAUGUCGAAGAACACCCGGAAGGUGUGCGACGUUCACGACGCGCUCGCUUCGCCCCACUGGAAUACUGGCGUAUGGAGAAAGUCGUCUAUGGACGCCCGGAGCAUGGUAAAGCGGUACUACCUGUCGUCAAAGAGAUUCUCCGCGUCCCCAAGGAAAAUCCGAAGCCACUUGGGGCGAAGAAGAAACGACGAACUCGAGCGAAAAGCCAGACGGCCGAGAUUGCUGAAGACGCGUACAAUCCGGAAGAGGGUUGGGAUGAGGGAACAAAGAGCUACGGCAUGGUGUGGAGCGUUACAAAAAACGAAGAGGUUAACAAACGGGUCGUUCACUUGCAGGGGGACUUCAAACCAAGACCAGCCACAGGGGGAGGCUUUGAGUUUGAGAAGAUCUUUGGAGACGAAACUUUCAUUGCUGCAGGGCAAAUUAAGAUUGCUCCAAAGCAAUCAAAGCCGACGAAGAGUACCAAGGAUAAUACUUUCGUGUUCUUUGUCGUCCAAGGCGCGGUUGAUGUUCAUAUACAUCAAACUCUUUAUAGGAUUACUACAGGAGGUUCAUUCAUGGUUCCCAGAGGUAACGUGUACCACAUUCGAAAUGCUGGAAGGAGAGACGCCAUUUUGUUCUUCGCCCAAGCUCGCAAGAUCAAGGAAGGUACGGAACCAGUCACUGAUGCUGAAGCGGAGCAGACCGAUGGCGAGUCACGAUCUCGGUCGCGCUCUCGAUCAAAUACUUUGGUGCAGAAGGGACGCUCAUGACGUGUAGGAUCAUAGUUAGUACGGCAUUUCUUUUCUUUCGCGUUGUGGAACAUGAUGAUCUGUAGUUGUAUGACCCGUCUCUUCUGUAUAUCUUCUACGCAUUGUGACUUAUGCCCUAGGCAAACUUACCAACUGAGUUUCUCGGUAUAUUUUUAUUCAAUCACCUAAGUACCUGUUUAAUCCUUCUAGCUUGUAUGCCUUCGAGACCUUGCAGAUGCUCAAUAUCAUUUUCGUCAU
Messenger RNA from Somion occarium, 2086 nucleotides. Lineage: Eukaryota; Fungi; Basidiomycota; Agaricomycetes; Polyporales; Cerrenaceae. The record is from the annotation of a GenBank genome assembly.